This is a messenger RNA of Cylindrotheca closterium, 1452 nucleotides long. Lineage: Eukaryota; Bacillariophyta; Bacillariophyceae; Bacillariales; Bacillariaceae. The record is from the annotation of a GenBank genome assembly.
AUGAAGCUGAAUCUAAAGAGCCUAGUAUUUUUCUGCCUUUCGGCAUCGAAUUUGUUUCGUGCAAAUGCUGAUAUCCUUGAUGAUGCCAUGCUUGGUCAAAUGGACGACGAACACGUAAUCGGUGCUUCUGUGGCAUACUUCAACAAGGAAUUCAUGACCGAGCCCAUCAUCCGUUCCUAUGGAAAAGUAUCCAGUACAAGUGGUGCCAAAGAUGUCACCAAUGAUACAGUGUUCAUGAUUGCUUCCGUUUCCAAAGUAUUUGCGGGUGCCGCGGUCUUGAAGCUAGUUUCUCAGAAUGUGAUUGCCUUGGACGACGAUAUUUGUAAUGUCUUGCCAGGGGACUAUGAUCCUUCGGCAUGCCGCAAUCCCAAGCAUGUCAAUACGCCAGUGACUUGGAGAAUGUUGGUGACCCAUCAGUCCUCUUUGAGAGAAGAAAUUCCGGAUAUCAAUGGUAUGAGUCCCAACUAUGGACCAACCGGAGCUUACUACGGAGCGGCGGUUGGAAAUCCUACUUGUCCCCUGUCUGAUGUCGUUGGCUUCUACCGAGAUAUCAUGAUCAAUAAGGAGACCGAAACGACAGUGGGAGCUGGAUUCGAAGUAGGUUUCAACUGGUUUGACGCUGUGAAUGGCACUGUCUGGGAAGACUUUGCGCCAGGGACUCAGACCCUCUACAGUAAUUUUGCGAUUGGGUACAUUGCUGCGCUGGUGGAACAUGCCACCGGAAAGACCUUCCCAGCCUACUGCAAAGAGAACAUUUUUGACCCUCUAGGCAUGACAAAUACUGCGUGGUUCAGAGAAGACUUGCCUAGUGGGGUUCAGGAGACUAUGCCAAUUGACUAUUUGGGCAAGGGGCAGAACAUCUUCUUGGAAGACAACUCUACCUUGCCACCUGGGGAUCAGUUUGAAGAUUUGGAACACUAUUGUUUCAUUGACUAUGCAAGUGGCUCCCUUCGAACCACCGCAAAGGAUCUAUCGCUAUAUCUGGACUCAAUGUUGAACUAUGGGGCUCCAACGCUUUGGACGGAAGAACAAGGAUUAUCAGGUGUCAGUUGUGCCGAGAAGGACGUAGCCUUCAAUGAUUGUGAAUUUGGAAUUGCUUGGGAGCUUCUCAAGAAACUUUUUUCCGACCCGUGGCUUGCGGAGCCAGCAAGUCGUUUCAGUUGGGAGAACGCGGUUGCCCACGCUGGAUUUGAAGCUGGUUCGCAGACUCAAGUAAUUCUGUUUCCCGAAUCCGGUAUUUAUGCGUUGGUUUUGACGAAUACAAAUGGCAAUGAUGAUGAUGCGGCUCAAGAUAUAAUGGUGGAUCUCUUGAAUACUGCCAUGGACCUUGUCAAUCCUCCGCAAUCAACAACGAGUGCCGGAAACAGAGGAACUGGACGACCGAAUGGAGCUUUCAUGUUUAUCCUAUUCUGCAUGACGGUGGUACCUUUCUUUGAUAGUGCAUCUAAAUAG